AUGUGGACCACUGAUGUCCGUCUCCUGUAUACUGUUGGCCCUCCGUAUCUGUGGAUUCCUCCUCUGGGGGUACAAGGGGAGACUAUUGUAGCCUCCUCAACUAUGUCUAAGAUGCUGUGUCAGGAUGUUUACCAAUUUGGUCAGAAGCUGAUCCGCAGGCGGCCUCUGGAGCCCAGGGAAGAGUCUGAGAGCCGCAUGGCUCGUUGUCUGAACACCCUCGACCUGGUGGCCCUGGGCGUGGGCAGCACCCUGGGAGCUGGUGUGUACAUCCUGGCUGGUGAAGUGGCCAAGGACAAAGCUGGGCCAGCGAUUGUCAUCUGCUUCCUGGUGGCCGCCCUGUCUUCUGUGUUGUCUGGGCUCUGCUAUGCCGAGUUUGGGGCCCGGGUACCAUGCUCCGGUUCUGCGUAUCUCUACAGCUAUGUCACAGUGGGACAACUCUGUGCCUUCAUCACUGGCUGGAACCUCAUACUGUCCUAUGUCAUCGGCACUGCCAGCGUGGCCCGGGCCUGGAGCUCCGCUUUUGACAGCCUGAUUGGGAACUACAUGUCUCAGGUGUUACAGGGAACUUUCUCUCUGCAUGUGCCCUACUUCCUGGCCAAGUACCCAGACUUUUUUGCUCUGGGCUUGGUACUGCUGCUUACGGGAGUACUGGUUCUGGGAGCUCGUGAGUCGGCCCUGGUUAACAAAGUGUUCACAGGCUUGAACCUUUUGGUUCUCAGCUUCAUGAUCAUCUCUGGCUUCGUCAAGGGAGAUCUGAACAACUGGCAGCUCACAGAACAGGACUACAAAUUGCACACAUCUGGAUCCAAUGACACCUCUAGCUUGGGCCCUCUGGGUUCUGGAGGGUUUGUGCCUUUUGGCUUCGAUGGGAUUUUCCAAGGAGCAGCUACCUGUUUCUACGCAUUUGUUGGUUUUGAUGCCAUUGCCACUACAGGGGAAGAAGCCCGAAAUCCUCAGCGAUCCAUCCCCUUGGGCAUUGUGAUAUCGCUCUGCAUCUGCUUUUUGGCAUAUUCUGGUGUCUCGGCGGCACUCACCCUCAUGGUGCCCUACUACCAGAUUCAUCCCGACAGCCCCUUACCACACGCUUUCCUCCAUGUCGGCUGGGCCCCUGCCAGAUACGUCGUGGCUGUUGGCACCCUCUGUGCUCUUACAUCCAGCCUCCUGGGUGCCAUGUUCCCUAUGCCUCGUGUCAUCUACUCAAUGGCAGAUGACGGGCUCCUUUUCCGGGGACUUGCCCGGAUCCAUGCCCGUACACGCACCCCCAUCAUGGCCACCUUGGCUUCUGGUACUCUUGCAGGGGUCAUGGCAUUACUUUUCGAGCUCAGUGAUCUCGUGGACCUCAUGUCAAUCGGGACCCUGCUUGCUUAUUCCCUGGUGUCUUUUUCUGUUCUUGUCCUCAGGUACCAACCAGACCAGAAUUUAAGCAAGAUUGAGAAAACAGAGAAAGGAACUGAGAUGAAGCCUGUAGUUGAAGAAAGCCCUUUGGAAUCUGUACCUGAAGCAGGAACCUCAAAGAUUCUAAAGAGUCUGUGUGACCCUAUCAACACCAUCCCCACUCGGAAAUCUGGCCAGAUUAUCUAUGGAUGUGCCUCGCUGCUUGUUCUCCUGCUGACGGUCCUGAGCCUGAUCCUGGCCCAGUGGCCCAGCCAUGUGUUCUCUGGAGACCCCGUGUAUACAACAGCAGCUGUGCUGCUGCUACUGUUCAUCACUGGGGUCACUGUCAUCAUUUGGAGGCAGCCCCAGAGCCCCACUCCUCUUCACUUCAAGGUUCCUGCUUUACCUGUCCUCCCGCUGAUGAGCAUCUUUGUGAAUGUUUACUUGAUGAUGCAGAUGACGUCUGGGACUUGGGCCCAAUUUGGUGUCUGGAUGGUGAUUGGAUUUGUCAUAUACUUUGGAUAUGGGAUCCGACACAGCUUGGAGAAGAAUAAUCGACAGCCACCAGCCUCCAACUCCCAGACUUUUGACAAAAACAUCCCUGGUGCUGAAUCAUCUUAACCACAGGCCAUAGAUGCUGUGUGGAAUCCCACCAUGACUGGAGGUAUCUUCUGGUUCAAGGGGCACUCUGAGGCUCUAUGGAGUGUGAAGGUGGGAUGCAUUUACAGCCCUAUAUUUAAUGCCAGUGGACAAAAUGAC
Molecule: messenger RNA, 2133 nt
Organism: Eubalaena glacialis (North Atlantic right whale)
Lineage: Eukaryota; Metazoa; Chordata; Mammalia; Artiodactyla; Balaenidae
Product: cationic amino acid transporter 3-like
Exons: 12
Coding region: 1-1995 (664 amino acids)
Biological process (GO): transmembrane transport; amino acid transport
Cellular component (GO): plasma membrane
Molecular function (GO): amino acid transmembrane transporter activity
Source: RefSeq, a predicted model, not a curated record